AUGUCCCACAAGAUGGACAAGCUUCGCCGACAGGUCGACGGUGCUGUUCCUCGCCUCCAAGGCUCGGACGGCAACGUUUUCAAGGGGGUUGUGGCGCACUUUAACGGCCAUUUCCCGGUACCGGUGUCGACGCUGCGCGAGCUGCUGGUGUCUCGCGGCGGCAUCGUGGAGGCCUACAACACGUCUAGGUGCACGCACAUGAUCUGCGAGGUCCUACCGGCCGCCAAGAUCAGGGAGCUGCGGAAGCUGCGGCACCCCCCACCCGUAGUGCGCUCGGCGUGGGUACAGGACUCCGCCAAAGCACGGCGAAAGCUUCCCUUGGCAGACUACACGGUUGACGGAAUUUUCGCCCAGAAGGGCACCCUAGCGGCGUCGUUUGCCGCCGCCGCCACGCCGAAGAAGUCGCCGCCACCGCCGUCGCCGUCGCCGUCGCCGUCGCCGGGACCUGCUGGCGUAAGGAGGCGUUUCUCUGGCGGUAGUGCCGAUAGCGGUUACGGCAAGGCCUCGGCCGGAGGGGCGGGUCCCGCAGAAAGACGGACCGGAGACGUGGAUGUUCGAGGCGGGGCCGGUGGCAGCGGCGGCGACGGCGGUAGCGGUAGUGGCGGCGGCGGCGUUAGCGACGGUGACGUGAACAGCGGGAGUAGACACGGCGGACCUAGUGCAAGAGGGGCGGGUCCGUCUCCGAGGGGGUCGAGAAGCGGCCACCUUUCUGGCGGCCGAAACACGAAACACGGUUGUCAGGAUCAGGGGCAUGCGGCGAGGGUUUCCCCGCGGCACCUUUCCACCGACGCGGCCAGUACCGCACGUCACGGGGGCACUGGGCGCGGCCCUGGAACGGGCUGUUCGGCGGCAUCGCGUUCUGGCGGGCUGACUGGCAGCGGCGCGCACGAAAACGCUUCCCUCGGUGGGGAGAACCGGGAGAUGGGGGCUGCGGGGGAGGGGGGGCGGUCGACGAAGGAUGACCCGGCUUUCAUGAAGACGUUCUUCCGGAACUCGAGGCUGCACUUCAUCGGCGUGGGGCGCGCGCACGCAGUAAAGGUGGUGAACGCCGGUCUGGCGGCCCGAGCCUUGCCGGGGGCGACGCAGGCUGUAUUCGGGGGGAGGCUGGGUCGCGGGGAGACCCGAGUGAUCCUUCACGUGGACAUGGACUGCUUUUUCGUGAGCGUGUUGGUCAAGAACCGCCCGGAGCUGAAGGAUAAGCCGGUAGCCGUCGCUCACAACGCGAGCAACGCAAAGGGGGCCGGCAGCAGCGAGAUCUCGUCCUGCAACUACCCCGCCCGGGCGAAGGGGUUGAGGGCAGGCAUGUUCAUGAUGCAGGCCAAGAAGCUGUGCCCGGAGUUGAUCGUGCUCAGGUACGACUUCGAGGCCUACACGGGGGCAAGCGAGAGGAUGUACGGGGUGUUCCUGCGGUACGCGCCGGUGGUGAUGGCCGUCAGCUGCGACGAGGCGUUCUUGGAGCUCGGGGAGGGGACCGACCCCAUGGAGGCGGCGACGAGGAUCCGCCGGAGCAUUUUCGAAGAAACGGGCUGUUCGGCGAGCGCGGGAGCGUCCAAUAACAUGCUCCUGGCGAGGAUGGCAACGAAGGAGGCUAAGCCGGACGGACAGUUUUGGCUUCCGCCGGAGAUGGCCAUGCGCCACAUGGGUCCGCUGCUGGUGCAGCUGACGAUCUUCGCAUUGCGGAUCGGUUGGCAGGACUUACCCGGGGUUGGGUGGAAGCUGCGCAAACGUCUCAAUGAGCAGGGCCUUACGUCAUGCUCGGAUUUAUGGCCGCUGAGCCUCACGCACAUGCAGAAAGGGCUGGCCUUAGGCGAGAAGACCGGGCGGGCUUUGUGGGAGGCUUGCAGAGGCAUCGACAAGAGACCUGUACAGGCGCCACCGGACCGCAAGAGCAUUGGCGCGGAGGUUAACUACGGCGUUCGCUUCGAUACCCAGACACAAGCGGAUGGCUUUCUGUCCGAGCUAGCCGUGGAGCUAAGUCGGAGGAUGUUGACGGAGGGGGUGCUGGGGCGAGCUCUGACGCUCAAGGUCAUGAAGCAGCGAGACGGCGUCGGACUCCCUAGGAAGUACCUCGGACACGGCAUCUGCGACGCCCGCUCGAAGCUGCUAAACCUCGGACAUGCCACCGCCGACGCGGCCACCCUUAAGCCGCACGCCCUGCAGCUUCUCAGGGAGUGCAAGGUUCCCCCGGGCAAGAUCCGGGGCAUCGGGCUGCAGAUGACCCGCCUGGUCCCUGCCUCUGCCGGCGGUGGCGGCAGUGGAGCGGACGGCGGCCGAGCGGGGUCUCUGGGCGGGUGGCUGAUCAAGCCCAGCGCCGCGGGGGGGGGCUCGAUCGACCCCCCUACGUGUCGGCAGUCUGCAGGACCCCCCGAGGUCGUCGUUACUUCUGCCGCCGCCGAGGAGGGGGCGAGCUCUCGUUCGGUGCUGGGGGACGCUUCGAACCCCGCCUUCCGAGCCAGCGACGAGAAUCUCAAGCCUUGUGAACGAGCUGAGUGCCUGGGGGCGGUAGGGGAGGCGGCAGCCACGGUGGACACAAACUCAGGCGAGGAAGAAGAGGCUGGUGGUACGGCAGCUGUUCGGGGGCAGUGCUCUACGACGACAACGGCGGCGGUGGCACCCGCAGGCGGUGCAGCAGCCUCUCCCCCCAAGAAGCGUCGUCGGGAGGAGGAGGAGGAGAAGAAGCGUGACGAAGCGGGGCCGUGCAAGAACGGCCUCGAAUCUCCCGGUCAAGGCACUGGCACGCCUUCUUCGCUCCCAGACGUCUCGGACGCGGCAUCCGCACCCUCCAAGACCGCCGGAGGCCUUGCGGCAGAAGCCGAGGCGGGCGGAGCAGCAGGAGGUUCGAGCCCGUGCUUUGACAGUCCCGAGUCCGCCCGAAAGCGAAAGGCGGCCCAAGACUUGAGCACGCCCGCGGAUGGCACGGGGGCUCCGCGGAAUGCGUCGAUCGGUGACUGUGCCACCCCCCCAGCACGGCGCGGGGCCAGAGGGACGACGAGGGGCGAACAAGCCGAGCCCCCGCCGCUGCCCCCUACCGACAUCGCGUCUUCUCGGCAAGCGGGCGGCAACAGCGGAAGACUUUCACCGGGCGGACGCUUUUCCCCUCCCGCGAGACGGCGGGCGGAGCCGGCGAGCCCGGGGUUGCGGCUCUCGCCCCCGAUGACCCCGGUGGGCGCGACGCCGCCGCCGGCCGGGUCGGCGGGCAGCCCUUCCAUGUCACAGAUCACGUUUUCCCAGAUUGACAAGACCGUCCUCGGCGCUCUGCCGCCUGAGCUACGGCGAGAGGUCAUCUCCCAAGUGGAGGCACGCAAACGGCAGCGCCAUGACGGCAUCGUCACCUUGCCUCCGCCGUCUCCGCACUCAGGAGGGGGUCCAAGCGCUCCUCCCCAUGGCGAGGGGCGGGCGGGUGCUGGUACUGGUCCGCUUUCGAGGGAGGCACCGGGGCAGGGCGGGGCGGCGGCGGGGGGGGGCGAAACGAGGGAAGUGGUCCGCGAGGGGUUCGACACCGCCGACAGAAGCGGCCCGGGUAAAGUCCAGCAGGUCAGCAUCGACAGCUUGUGGGGCCUGCGAAAGCUUAGGGAGGAAGGCGGCGAGGGUGACGAGCCCGGCGCCGGACCGCCGUCGGUCUUCGACCGAGACUCGCUGCGCGCCCUGCCCCUGGGGCUCGGCCUCCAUUACGCCUCCCUCACCGAGAACCAGCGGGCACAGAUCGCCCGCCGCUACUCGCAGGCGGCGGGGGGGCACGGCCGCAGCAGUACCGCUGGAGAGGGUAGCCGUGGGAGAGGAUUAUCCCCGGCCCGGGGUGACCAUGACUUACCCUACGCGAAAGCCUCCGUUGCAGGCACAGCGGAUGACAUUAUUAACGACGGAAGCAGCCUCCCGCCUCCUCUAUCGAACCCGCCGCCGCCGGCUUCUUCGGUGUCUUCUCCCGGGAUGAUGGCCGUUUCCCCGGAGGCCGUCAGGCUGGCGUCGCCGCUACCGCGUGAGGAGCGGUCGGUGGCGGAGUCGCCGAGAUCGGCGGAGCUGUUUCGCCUUAGCCUCUCGCAGGUGGACCGCGACGUGUUGGACUGCCUUCCUUCGGACGUGAGGGACGAAGUGCUCCGGAGUAUUGCCGCGAAUCCCGGCGGGAGCGGAGCCGGCGGUGAAGGCGGCGGCGGCAGCGGCAACAUCGGCAGCGGAGGAAUAAACCAACACGAAGAUGACCAGGGGCCCGAGACCACCGUCACCGCUUACGACGCCCCGCAGGACGACCGAGACGGUAGAUUCGACAUGGAAGACGUCGUCGAUAUUUGCUCGCCUUCCCCUCAAGGGAAGCAUGCAGCGACCGGCGGGGUUGGACAUGGCGUUUUUGACGUGGAACCCGCGGGCACGCUGAGGGGAGUCUUGCGACGGUGGAUCGGCGGCGCGGUUCGGUCGCCCUCCCAAUGGCACUUGGAGCUGCUGUACAGGUACCUAGAGGAGCUGGUGGAGGGCGGCAGACUCGAUGAAACGGCCACGCUUCUCCGAUGCCUGGGACGCCUGUCCGCGAAAGCCAGCGAAACCGCCGGUCAGGGGAAGGACAGCGGGGGUUCCGCGGUUGGUACCGGCGGGGGUGGGUGGGUCGAGGGUUACCGGGCCGUGCUUGGAGCCGUUCAGGAUCUCGUUCGAAAGAGAACGGGAGGGGCAUCCCUUGCUUUGAUGUGCUGA
Molecule: messenger RNA, 4680 nt
Organism: Ectocarpus siliculosus
Lineage: Eukaryota; Phaeophyceae; Ectocarpales; Ectocarpaceae
Source: the annotation of a GenBank genome assembly